Molecule: messenger RNA, 6083 nt
Organism: Pseudophryne corroboree (corroboree frog)
Lineage: Eukaryota; Metazoa; Chordata; Amphibia; Anura; Myobatrachidae
Exons: 12
Coding region: 153-5792 (1879 amino acids)
Source: RefSeq, a predicted model, not a curated record
GGCCCAGUAACAGAGAUACCCCAGAGAGAUGUCCCCGUCCUCUGUAUUCCCAGGAUUGUACAGAGGAGAAUCACAGGAUCCCACAGGAGGAUCAGGUACAAAGUCUGCCUAAUAUUAAAACAGAAGAUAUAAAGGGAGAGGAAGAGACAUAUAUGACUGAUAUAAAGACAGAAGAUAUAGAGGGAGAAGAAGAGACGUAUGUGACUGAUAUAAAGGCAGAAGAUACAGAGGGAGAAGAAGAGACGUAUGUGACUGAUAUAAAGGCAGAAGAUAUAGAGGGAGAAGACGAGAUGUAUGUGAUUGAUAUGAAGGCAGAAGAUAUAGAGGGAGAAGAAGAGACGUAUGUGACUGAUAUAAAAGCAGAAGAUAUAGAGGGAGAAGAAGAGACGUAUGUGACUGAUAUAAAGCUAGAAGAUAUAGAGGGAGAAGAAGAGACGUAUGUUAGGGGUGAUCAGCAGUGUAAGGAGGAGGAGAUCCCUACAGAUAUCAGCACAGCAGAUGGACACACAAGCAGGAAUAUCUCAGAAGGACAUCUAAUGUUAUCCCCGGAUUGUGACAUAAAAGAAAAUGACAGUAGACAAGAAUCUCCAGGAGAUAACCCCAUUACCCCAAUUAUACAUCCAGCUUUAUCAGCUGGUCCCCCUGAUCCUGCAAAAUGUUCUUCUGAUCACUCUGAUAUUGGUGUAUCUGGUACAGUUCUGACAAUAGAUAUAGAGUUUCCCUGUUCUAUAGGUGCCAGAUUUUUUACACAGAACACAAAGCCUAUUAACCCACAGACAGGUAAGGCAAGUGAGAGGCCAUUUCUAUGUUCUGAGUGUGGGAAAUGUUUUGUAUACAAAUCAGAUCUUGUUGCACAUCAGAGAAGUCACACAGGUGAGAAGCCAUUUCCAUGUUCUGAGUGUGGGAAAUGUUUUGCACACAAAUCAGAUCUUAUUAAACAUCAGAGAUAUCACACAGGUGAGAAGCCAUUUUCAUGUUCUGAGUGUGGGAAAUGUUUUGCACACAAAUCAGAUCUUGUUAUACAUCAGCGAAGUCACACAGGUGAGGAGCCAUUUCCAUGUUCUGAGUGUGGGAAAUGUUUUGCACGCAAAUCAGAUCUUGUUAUACAUCAGCGAAGUCACACAGGUGAGAAGCCAUUUUCAUGUUCUGAGUGUGGGAAAUGUUUUGCACACAAAUCACAUCUUGUUAGACAUAACAGAAGUCACACAGGUGAGAAGCCAUUUUCUUGCUCUGAGUGUGGGAAAUGUUUUAUCCAGAAAUCACAUCUUGUUAUACAUCAAAGAAGUCACACAGGUGAGAAUCCAUUUCCAUGUUCUGAGUGUGGGAAAUGUUUUGCACAGAAAUCAGAUCUUAUUAAACAUAAGAGAUGUCACACAGGUGAGAAGCCAUUUUCUUGCUAUGAGUGUGGGAAAUGUUUUACUUGGAAAUCACAACUUGUUACACAUCAGCAACAAAGUAAAAGACAGGUUCCGGUUCAGCAACCAGUAGAUCCACUGUGGGGUGUGUUCGCACAAACCUUGUCUAGUGUAGCUGACAGAUUAGCACCUGCAGUUCCACCCCCGGGAAUAGGUUACACUAUUAACCCAUACAUGCAGCUCCCUUCUUGUGGUUUAUCUCCAGCAGCUGCAACAAGUCAGAAGGCUGUUAAAACCAGGGUAGAUACAUCUAUGUUACAGACUACACAAGAUGAUACAACAGAUGAGGAUACAGUGUAUUCAAAUACUCCAUAUAAUGAACAGUCGGAGGGUUUCAGCUCAGAGGAUAUAGCUGAGCUUAUUGAUGCCAUGAAGGCUGUUCUGUCUCUGGAAGAAUCAGCUAAGGCAAUAUCAAAAUCUAAAGCACCUGUGUUUAAACGUCCAAAAACAGUUAAGAUUGAGUUUCCAGGGUCAGAGGAAAUGGCGGAAAUUAUGGAAGAGCCUUGGGCUACACCCAAUAAGAAGUAUAGAAUUCUGAAAAGAUGGGAUUCUUACUAUCUUUUUCCGAUUGCGGACUGUUCAAAAAGAGAAGUUCCUCCUAAAGACGCUCCGUCGCCGAAAGCUCACCUUACCACCCAAGACAUCAUCUCUAUUGUCACUAAAACUAUUCAAACUGAGAUGAGGUCAACGCUCAUGGAAUUUAGAAAUGAACUGACCGACUUGGGCACACGUACUGAUUCCCUGGAACGUAAGAUGGAUGAGGUUUGCCAGUACCAAGCCGUGAUUGAGCAGGAGCUAACGGACCUCCGCGCAGAUGUCGAUCUUCAUGGAGACCACUUGGAGGACUUGGACAAUCAGAACCGCAGAAAUAAUAUUAGGGUCCGCAAAAUUCCAGCGAGUGUUACCAUGGAGACCCUCCCAGGUUUUCCAGAAGGCCUAUUCCUGAAUCUGAUCCCCGGUACUCCGAAAGACCUGCUCAUUCUAGACAGGGCGCAUAGGGCGCUCCGCCCUCGGCCUCCCCCAACUCAACCACCGCGGGAUGUCAUCCUCCGUUUCCACUAUUACAAGACAAAGGAAAAACUCAUGUCUGCGGCACGGGAACACCAAUCCGUUGAUUAUUCCGGCACUCAACUUCAAAUAUACCAAGACUUAGCGCCUUCUACACUUAGAAAGCGUUGGGACCUUGCUGCUGUUACCAGAGUCCUCCGCACUCAUUCUAUUAAGUAUAAAUGGGGGUUUCCAUUUCAGCUUCAAGUUACCAAAACUCAGUUAAAACCCCUGCUCAAGACUAUGACCUUCUCAAGACUCUUGAGGGCGGGGCUGUGGCCGGGGUGUCGGAGAGGAGCGGCCAGUAACCAGGAAGCAGUCUUUGCCAAUCAUGCCCUUCUUCCUGCCUGUGCGUUCCACCUUACUUCCGUAUUGUGCGUUCCAAAUGCAGAUAGUCUGUGUUCAUCGACUGCUGCAGCCUCCCAGUGUCCGUGGAGAUCAGGAACUCCAGCUGUGGGGAUCGGAGUCUUUACUACACAUCACACGUUCUGUAUUCUCUCUGAUUCACUGAGGAUGGACAAGGACAGGAGUCACAGGACUGAGAGGAUAAUAAAUAUUACCCUGGAGAUCAUCUACCUGCUGACUGGGGAGGAUUACACAAUAGUGAAGAAGACAUCCAAUGAGUUUGAGACACCGAGCAGCCAUCCCCAUGUAUCAGGAGGACUGAGUAAAAUCCAGAGCCCCAUCACGGUGCCUCCACCUCACUCACUGACACAUGAGAGACACAAUGACCAGAAGAUCCUGGAACUCACCAACAAGAUCAUUCAGUUGCUGACUGGAGAGGAGGUUGAGUAUAUAGAGGAACACAGGGGUCUGUACAAGGACGUGAUGAUGGAGAAUCACCGGCCCCUCACAUCACUGGCUAAGAGGAGACUGUCAUGUAUUGUACAGGGGAGAGCAGAUGGGCCCAGUAACAGAGAUACCCCAGAGAGAUGUCCCCGUCCUCUGUAUUCCCAGGAUUGUACAGAGGAGAAUCACAGGAUCCCACAGGAGGAUCAGGGUGAAGCCCAAUUAAAUAAUAUUAAAGUCAAAGGUACAGAGGGAGAAGAAGAGACGUAUGUGACUGUUAUAAAGGCAGAAGAUAUAGAGGGAGAAGAAGAGACGUAUGUGACUGAUAUAAAGGCAGAAGAUAUAGAGGGAGAAGAAGAGACGUAUGUGACUGAUAUGAAGGCAGAAGAUAUAGAGGAAGAAGAAGAGACGUAUGUGACUGAUAUGAAGGCAGAAGAUAUAGAGGGUGAAGAAGAGACGUAUGUGACUGAUAUGAAGGCAGAAGAUAUAGAGGGAGAAGAAGAGACGUAUGUGACUGAUAUAAAGGCAGAAGAUAUAGGGGGAGAAGAAGAGACGUAUGUGACUGAUAUAAAGGAAGAAGAUAUAGGGGGAGAAGAAGAGACGUAUGUGACUGAUAUGAAGGCAGAAGAUAUAGAGGAAGAAGAAGAGACGUAUGUGACUGAUAUGAAGGCAGAAGAUAUAGAGGGAGAAGAAGAGACGUAUGUGACUGAUAUGAAGGCAGAAGAUAUAGAGGGAGAAGAAGAGACGUAUGUGACUGAUAUAAAGGCAGAAGAUAUAGGGGGAGAAGAAGAGACGUAUGUGACUGAUAUGAAGGCAGAAGAUAUAGAGGAAGAAGAAGAGACGUAUGUGACUGAUAUAAAGACAGAAGAUAUAGAGGGAGAAGAAGAGACGUAUGUGACUGAUAUAAAGGCAGAAGAUCUAGAGGGAGAAGAAGAGACGUAUGUGACUGAUAUAAAGGCAGAAGAUAUAGAGAGAGAAGAAGAGACGUAUUUGACUGAUAUAAAGGCAGAAGAUAUAGAGGGAGAAGAAGAGACGUAUGUGACUGAUAUAAAGGAAGAAGAUAUAGGGGGAGAAGAAGAGACGUAUGUGACUGAUAUGAAGGCAGAAGAUAUAGAGGGAGAAGAAGAGACGUAUGUGACUGAUAUAAAGGCAGAAGAUCUAGAGGGAGAAGAAGAGACGUAUGUGUGGGGUGAUCAGAAUUGUAAGGAGGAGGAAAUCCCUACAGAUAUCGGCACAGCAGAUGGACACACAAGCAGGAAUAUCUCAGAAGGACAUCUAAUGUUAUCCCCGGAUUGUGACAUAAAAGAUAAUGACAGUAGACAGGAUUCUCCAGGAGCUAACCCCAUUACCCCAAUUAUACAUCCAGCUCUAUCAGCUGGUCCCUCUGAUCCUGGGAAAUGUUCUCCUGAUCACUCUGAUAUUGGUGCAUCUGUUACAGCUCUGAGAGUAGAUACAGUGUUUCCGUGUUCUAUAGAUGCCAAAUGUUUUACACAGAACACAAAGCUUAUUAACCCACACACAGGUAAAAUAGGUGAAAGGCCACUGAUAUGUUCUGAGUGUGGGAAAUGUUUUACAUACAAAUCGCAUCUUGUUAGACAUCAGAAAAGUCACACAGGUGAGAGGCCAUUUCCAUGUUCUGAGUGUGGGAAAUGUUUUGCACACACAUCAGAUCUUGUUAGACAUAACAGAAGUCACACAGGUGAGAAGCCAUUUUCUUGCUCUGAGUGUGGGAAAUGUUUUAUCCAGAAAUCACAUCUUGUUCUACAUCACAGAAGUCACACAGGUGAGAAGCCAUUUCUAUGUUCUGAGUGUGGGAAAUGUUUUGCGCACACAUCAGAUCUUGUUAUACAUCAGAGAAGUCACACAGGUGAGAAGCCAUUUUCUUGCUCUGAGUGUGGGAAAUGUUUUAUCCAGAAAUCACAUCUUGUUAUACAUCAAAGAAGUCACACAGAUAAGAAGGCAUUUCCAUGUUCUGAGUGUGGGAAAUGUUUUACACACAAAUCAGGUCUCGUUAGACAUAACAGACAUCACACAGGUGAGAAGCCAUAUCCAUGUUCUGAGUGUGGGAAAUGUUUUGCGCACGCAUCAGAUCUUGUUAUACAUAAGAGAAGUCACACAGGUGAGAGGCCGUUUUCUUGCUCUGAGUGUGGGAAAUGUUUUAUACAGAAAUCACAUCUUGUUAUACAUCAAAGAAGUCACACAGGUGAGAAGCCAUUUCCAUGUUAUGAGUGUGGGAAAUGUUUUAUAUACAAAUCACAUCUUGUUAUACAUCAGAAAAUUCAUACAGGUGAGAAACCAUUUCCAUGUUCUGAGUGUGGGAAAGGUUUUACAAACAAAUCGCAUCUUGUUAGACAUCAGAGAAGUCAUACAGGUGAGAAGCCAUUUCCAUGUUCUGAGUGUGGGAAAUGUUUUGCAUUGAAAUCAAAUCUUGUUACACAUCAGCAAAGUCACACAGGUGAGAAGCCAUUUCCAUGUUCUGAGUGUGGGAAAUGUUUUGCACAAAAAUCAGAUCUUGUUAUACAUAAGCGAAGUCACAGGUGAGAAGCCAUUUCCAUGUUUUGAGUGUGGGAAAUGUAUUGCACACAAAUCAGAUCUCAUUAAACAUGAGAGAAGUCACAGGUGAGAAGCCGUUUUCUUGCUCUGAGUGUGGAAAAUAUUUUACAUGGAAAUUAAAGCUUUUUACAUAUCGGAGAACUCACACAGGUGAGAGGCCAUUUUAUUGCUAUGAGUGCAAAAUGUUUUACACGGAAAUCACAACGUGUUACACAUCAGCGAAGUCACACAGGUGAGAAGCCAUUUACACUCUGAGAAAUAAAUCAGCACAAUAGACAA